Molecule: messenger RNA, 1593 nt
Organism: Aspergillus uvarum CBS 121591
Lineage: Eukaryota; Fungi; Ascomycota; Eurotiomycetes; Eurotiales; Aspergillaceae
Gene: erg4
Product: c-24(28) sterol reductase
Exons: 4
Coding region: 1-1593 (530 amino acids)
Biological process (GO): ergosterol biosynthetic process
Cellular component (GO): endoplasmic reticulum membrane
Molecular function (GO): Delta24(24-1) sterol reductase activity
Source: RefSeq, a predicted model, not a curated record
AUGGAGCGUCCUGGCUUCAUCGAGACCCCCGGUCGCCGCGUCACCCGCAGCAGCGUUGCGCCAUCCGACGACACUUCCGAUUCAGCAGCAGAUGCUUCAGGACAAGCCAAGUCAUCGUCUCGAAAGCGCUCCUCCGCCAAGGUCAAGAUCGAGGAUACCUCGGAUGAAGAGACAAACACGCCCGCGACCAAUCGACACGCCGCCAUUUCGAAUGGCAAGAAGCCACGCAUCAUCGAUGGCUGGGAGGAGGGCAAGGACUCCAAGGUCGAUCACAGCGGGCAUUUCGAGUUUGGAGGGUCUUUGGGUGUAUUGUGCAUGAUGAUCGGAUUCCCGAUGCUGAUGGAAUACAUGUGGCUCGGUGCCACCUAUUACGAUGGCAAACCGCCGCUUCCUGAACCGGGCCAGAGCAUCCCUGAGUUCUUUGCGCAUCUUGGUAACCUGCUCUAUGUGGGUGCGUUCCCGUCGCUGAAGGCAUGGGCGAUAUAUUGGGUAUUUUUCAUCUUUGAGGGGGCUUGCUACGUGCUUCUCCCAGGUAUCACCGUUAUGGGUCGUCCUCUGCCGCACCUUGAUGGCAAGCAGCUCCCUUAUUACUGUUCCGCCGUCUGGUCCUUCUACACGACAAUCGCCUUGGCCUUGGGACUUCACUUCACCGGCAUUUUCAAGCUUUACACGAUCAUCGAUGACUUCGGACCUCUCAUGAACGUGGCCAUUCUCUCUGGUUUCAUUGUUUCAUUCGUCGCUUACUUUUCAGCAUUGGCUCGAGGCGCCGAGCACCGUAUGACUGGGUAUCCCAUUUAUGAUUUCUUCAUGGGUGCCGAGCUCAACCCAAGAAUGUUUGGUAUCCUGGACUUCAAGAUGUUCUUCGAAGUCCGCCUACCAUGGUAUAUUCUUCUGUUCGUCACUAUGGGUGCAGCUGCCAGACAAUAUGAAAUAUACGGAUAUGUAUCGGGAGAGGUUGGCUUCCUUCUCAUGGCUCAUUUCCUCUACGCCAACGCCUGCUCUAAGGGCGAGGAGUGUAUCGUUUCCACAUGGGAUAUGUACUAUGAGAAAUGGGGUUUCAUGUUGAUUUUCUGGAACCUUGCCGGAGUGCCUCUGAGCUACUGCCACUGUACCAUUUACCUUGCCAACCACGAUCCCGCUACCUAUCGCUGGAACCGGCCUUUCCUGGUGUUCCUCUAUGUCGCGUACCUCUUCGUGUACUGGGUCUGGGAUACGACCAACAGCCAGAAGAACCGCUACCGCCAGCAGGAGCGUGGUACUUUGGUGUUCCGCAAGAGUUUCCCUCAGCUCCCUUGGCAAACACUGAAGAACCCCAAGACCAUCACAGCUGAGGACGGUUCAAAGAUCCUUGUUGAUGGUUGGUACGGAAAGGCGCGCAAGAUCCACUACACCUGCGACCUGUAUUUCGCAUUAAACUGGGGCUUGAUCACCGGCUUCAGCAGCCCGUUCCCAUGGUUCUACCCCAUCUUCUUUGCAUGUAUGAUCAGCCACCGCGCACUGCGCGAUAUUCAACGCUGUCGGAACAAGUAUGGCGAGGCGUGGCGAGAGUAUGAGAGACAGGUUCCCUACCUGUUCAUUCCUUACGUCUUCUAA